Funneliformis caledonium is the source of this 1581-nucleotide messenger RNA. The record is from the annotation of a GenBank genome assembly. NCBI's taxonomy places the organism in Eukaryota, Fungi, Glomeromycota, Glomeromycetes, Glomerales, Glomeraceae.
AUGACCUUGUUUAAGCAAAUUUAUAAACGAAAUUUAUAUGCUACAGGUUCAAAAAUUGAUUAUAAAAUACCAGUACGCGUUAGGUUUGCGCCCAGUCCAACAGGAUAUUUACAUCUUGGAGGAUUAAGAACUGCAUUAUUUAACUAUUUAUUAGCACGUAAAACUGGUGGAAAAUUUCUUUUAAGAAUAGAAGAUACGGAUAGGACGCGAUUUGUGGCUGAUUCUGUUGAUAACUUACUUUCGGUUUUAUCAUGGGCGGGUUUAUCAUUUGAUGAACUUGAUGAAGGUUCAGGAAAUAAUGAAUCUCCUCGCCUAUUUUAUCAGUCGGAACGAACAAAGAUUUACAAGUCUCACGUAGACAAAUUGAUUAAUGAUGGAAACGCUUAUAGAUGUUUUUGUACUUUAGAAAGGUUAAAAGAAAUACGGAUUAAAGCUCAAAGAUCUGGGAAAGGCGUUGUUUAUGACAGGCAUUGUUUGCAUUUAAGCCAAAAAGAAAUUGAACAAAAAUUAGCACAAGGAAUCCCUUUCACAAUUCGUCUAAAGACUCCCAACGGCGUUGUAAUCAUUAAUGAUCUGGUCCAUGGAAACGUGGAAUUUAAUGAUAAACAUAUUGAUGAUGCUAUUUUAUUAAAAAGCGAUGGAUACCCAACGUAUCAUUUAGCUAACGUGAUAGAUGAUCAUUCGAUGGGAAUAACCCACGUCUUACGUGGGGAGGAAUGGUUAUCUUCUACACCAAAACAUAUAAUACUUUAUAAAUUAUUCGGAUGGGAAUUACCAAAUUUUGUUCAUUUACCACUAUUAUUAAAUACGGAUAAAUCAAAAUUAUCAAAAAGAUCAGGAGAUAUUAACGUUGAAGAUUUUGCUAAUAAAGGUUAUUUGCCUGAGGCACUUAUAAAUUUUGUUGCAUUAUUAGGAUGGAGUCCUGUUAAUUCAAAGAAUGACGUAUUCACGAUGGAAGAAUUAAUAUCUGAGUUUACUUUAGAACACCUUGGACAUUCUGGGACUAUUGUAAUGCGUGAAAAGCUUGAUUGGUUAAAUAAACAACAUAUAUUACGUAAAACUGAAUCUGAAGGUGGAUUAAAAGAUCUUGUAAAUUUAUUAAAACCUUCUGUCAAUGAAAGAUUUGCGGAAAAAUUGAAAUCAACAAAGGAUAAAUAUAGGUUGGAAGAUGAAUAUCUUACAAAUGUUAUAACGGUAAUGAAAGAUCGGAUUCGAAAUAUUAAAGACAUACCAGAAUUAUGUGAAUAUUUUUUUAUUGAACCAAAUUAUCAUUUAAAAGAUUCACGGUUAUUAAGAAAAAAAAUCCCCGAUGAUGUUUUAAAAACCAUUUCAAACCUAAGUUUAACCAAAUUAAAUGAAUUUAAAGAUGAUGAAUUAGAAUUUCAGGUUGAUAAAAUUAAGCCAAUGAUACAAAGUAUUGCAACUCAAACUGGUUAUAAACAAAACCUAAUCAUGAUGACUUUAAGAUAUAUCAUAACCGGAAUUAAGGUUGGUGCUGGUGUGGCAGAAACCAUGAAAACAAUAGGAAAAGAAGCUUGCUUAAAACGUAUUAAUAAAGUAUUAGCAUCACUUAAUAAUUAA